Molecule: messenger RNA, 4049 nt
Organism: Girardinichthys multiradiatus
Lineage: Eukaryota; Metazoa; Chordata; Actinopteri; Cyprinodontiformes; Goodeidae
Gene: dhx9
Product: DEAH (Asp-Glu-Ala-His) box helicase 9
Exons: 28
Coding region: 183-3944 (1253 amino acids)
Biological process (GO): positive regulation of transcription by RNA polymerase II; regulation of mRNA processing
Cellular component (GO): nucleolus; ribonucleoprotein complex; intracellular anatomical structure
Molecular function (GO): 3'-5' DNA/RNA helicase activity; ATP binding; 3'-5' DNA helicase activity
Source: RefSeq, a predicted model, not a curated record
GCCACAGAGUCAUUUCCCCUCCGGAACAGAUGGUGGCGGUAUAGUUUUAUUGUCAAAUCGAACAGGGAAAAAAGGACAUUUUCUUAUUUUUCAGUCGGUUUGUGGGAUUCUGGAGAAACAUUCAUAAUUUUUGACUUGAUUGUUCGAUAAGAGGAGGAACAUCUCCUUCCUGAGGGCCCACCAUGGCGGACAUCAAGAACUUCCUGUAUGCCUGGUGUGGGAAGAAGAAACUGACUCCCAGCUACGACAUCCGAGCUGCAGGAAAUAAGAACAGACAGAAGUUCAUGUGUGAAGUCCGAGUCGACGGCUUCAACUACAUCGGGAUGGGAAACUCCACCAACAAGAAGGACUCUCAGACCAACGCUGCCCGGGACUUUGUUAAUUAUCUGGUCCGAGUUGGAGAAAUAAGUGCAGCGGAGGUCCCAGCUGUCGGGGUGGCUCCUCCUGAAGGUGAUCAGCCUGACAGAGGAGGAGGAGACGAGAGCUUCGGAAACCUUCCUCCCAGCGGCCCACUGCCUCCUCAUCUGGUUGUUAAAGAGGAACAAGAUGAAACUGGUGCCAGUGGACCGGUUCCAGGAGUAACGGGACAGGGGUACUCAGGAGGAGGAGCUCAGUGGGAUCGAGGAGCCAACCUGAAGGAGUACUACACCCGCCGAGAUGAGCAGGAGGCUCAGGCGACUUUGGAGUCGGAGGAAGUGGAUCUGAACGCUAACCUCCACGGAAACUGGACCCUGGAGAACGCCAAGGCCCGUCUGAACCAGUUCUUCCAGAAGGAGAAAACCAGUGCUGAGUAUAAAUACAGCCAAGUGGGACCGGACCACAACAGGAGCUUCAUCGCGGAGAUGCAGCUGUUUGUGAGGCAGCUCGGCAGAAAGAUUACGGCCCGGGAGCACGGCUCCAACAAGAAGCUGGCGGCCCAGUCCUGCGCGCUCUCUGUGGUCCGUCAGCUGUACCAUCUGGGAGUCAUCGAGCCGUACUCUGGAGUCACCAAGAAGAAGGAGGGGGAGACGUUGGAGGCGUAUGAGGUCUGCGUGGCUCCUGAUCUGCAGCAGCAGUUGGCAGCGGUGGUCCAGGAGCUCGGAGUUCACAUCCCCCCCUGCCCUGCAGAUCCGAACUCUCCGGUGUCGCUGGUUCAGGGGAAGAUGGCCACAUUUGAGCCGUCUCAGAAACAGAGCACCAAUGGCGUCGUCCCCUGGUCACCUCCACAGGUCAACUGGAACCCAUGGACCAGCAGCAACAUUGAUGAGGGACCGCUGGCUUACUGCACGCCAGAGCAGAUCAGCCAGGAUCUUCAUGGUGAGCUGAUGUACCAGUUGGACCACGAUGAGGACCUGCAGAAGAUCCUGUCGGAGCGGGAUCAGCUUCCUGUCAAACACUUUGAGGAGGAGAUCAUGGCGACCAUCGAUAAGAACCCGGUGGUGAUCAUCAGAGGAGCGACAGGCUGCGGUAAAACCACGCAGGUCCCUCAGUACAUCCUGGACCGCUUCGUCAAGGGAGGCCAUGCGUCCGACUGCAACAUCGUGGUCACACAGCCCAGACGGAUCAGCGCCGUCUCUGUUGCUGAACGAGUCGCCUACGAGAGAGGAGAGGAUCUUGGGAAAAGCUGUGGCUACAGCGUCCGCUUUGAGUCCGUUCUGCCCCGACCGCACGCCAGCGUCCUCUUCUGCACCGUUGGUGUUCUUCUUCGGAAGCUGGAAGCUGGGAUCCGAGGAAUCAGUCACGUCAUCGUUGAUGAGAUCCACGAGAGAGACAUCAACACGGACUUCCUCCUGGUGGUCCUCAGGGAUGUGGUCCAAGCCUUCCCGGAUGUCCGCAUCAUCCUGAUGUCGGCCACCAUCGACACCACCAUGUUCAUGGAAUACUUCUUCAACUGCCCCAUCAUCGAGGUGUUUGGACGCACUUUCCCUGUUCAAGAGUACUUCCUGGAAGAUUGCAUCCAGAUGACCAACUUUGUCCCACCACCGAUGGACCGAAAGAAGAAGGACAAGGAUGAGGAUGGAGGAGAAGAUGAUACCAACUGUAACCUGAUCUGUGGUCCUGACUACACGCCGGAGACGAAGCGCUCCAUGGCUCAGAUCAACGAGAAGGAGACGUCCUUCGAGCUGGUGGAGGCUCUGCUGAAGUACAUCGAGACCCUGAAGGUGUCCGGUGCUGUGCUGGUCUUCCUGCCUGGCUGGAACCUCAUCUACUCCAUGCAGAGGCACCUGGAGACCAACCCUCACUUCGGAAGUAGCCGGUACCGCAUCCUGCCGCUGCAUUCCCAGAUCCCCAGAGAGGAGCAGAGGAGGGUGUUCGAUUCGGUUCCUGACGGCGUCAUCAAGAUCAUCCUGUCCACCAACAUCGCUGAGACCAGCAUCACCAUCAACGACGUCGUCUACGUCAUCGACUCCUGCAAGCAGAAGGUGAAGCUCUUCACGUCCCACAACAACAUGACCAACUACGCCACCGUCUGGGCCUCCAAGACCAACCUGGAGCAGAGGAAAGGCCGAGCCGGCAGAGUCCGAGCCGGAUUCUGCUUCCACCUGUGCAGCCGCGCUCGGUUCGACAGGCUGGAGACCCACAUGACCCCAGAGAUCUUCAGGACGCCUCUGCACGAGGUCGCUCUGAGCAUCAAGCUGCUGAGGCUCGGAGGCAUCGGAAACUUCCUGUCCAAGGCCAUCGAGCCGCCGCCGCUGGACGCCGUCAUCGAGGCGGAAUACACGCUGAGAGACCUGGACGCCCUGGACUCGAACGAUGAGCUGACUCCUUUGGGUCGGAUUCUGGCCCGGCUGCCGAUCGAGCCUCGGCUGGGGAAGAUGAUGAUCAUGGGCUGCAUCUUCCAUGUUGGAGACGCCAUGUGCACCAUCUCAGCCGCUUCCUGUUUCCCGGAGCCUUUCAUCAACGACGGGAAGCGUCUCGGAUUCGUCCACAGGAACUUCGCCGGGACUCGCUUCUCGGAUCACGUUGCGCUGCUGUCGGUCUUCCAGGCCUGGGAUGAAGUCAGGAUUAAUGGCGAGGAGGCUGAAAACCGUUUCUGUGAACACAAACGUCUCAACAUGUCCACGCUGAGGAUGACCUGGGAGGCCAAAGUCCAGCUGAAGGACAUCCUGGUGAACUCUGGGUUUCCUGAAGAGUGUCUGAUGACGCAGAUGUUCAACACAGUGGGGCCCGACAACAACCUGGACGUGGUGGUAUCUCUGCUGACCUACGGCUCCUACCCCAACGUCUGCUACCACAAAGAGAAAAGGAAGAUCCUGACCACCGAGGGGCGCAACGCCCUCAUCCACAAGUCCUCCGUCAACUGCCCCUUCAGCAGCCACGACAUCAAAUACCCCUCGCCGUUCUUCGUCUUUGGAGAGAAGAUCCGGACCCGAGCGAUCUCGGCUAAAGGGAUGACUCUGGUGAGUCCUCUGCAGCUGCUGCUGUUCGCCUGCAAGAAGAUCAGCUCCAACGGAGAAAUCAUGGAGCUCGACGACUGGAUCAAGCUGAAGAUUCCUCACGAGGUGGCGGGCGGAAUCGCCAUCCUGCGAGCCGGACUGGAGGCUUUGGUGGUGGAGGUGACCAAAGAUCCCGAAUACAUCAACCAGAUGGACCAAAGCAACGAGAGGCUGCUGAACGUCAUCAGACAGGUGUCCAAACCGUCGGCUGCUGGAAUCAACCUGAUGGCUGGCAACCAGAGGAUGGGAGACGGACCACGCCCUCCAAAGAUGGCGCGCUUUGAUGGAGAAGGAGGUGGAGGAGGGUACAGGGGAGGAAGAGGAGGGGGAGGUUACGCAGCAGGUGGGGGAGGAUACGGAGGGUACAGAGGGGGUGGAGGAUACAGGGGAGGCGGAGGUUAUGGAGGAGGUGGAGGAGGGUACAGGGGAGGAGGUGGCUACAGGGGAGGAGGUGGCUACAGGGGUGGAUAUGGAGGAGGAGGUGGUGGGGGUUAUAGAGGAGGUGGGGGUUACAGAGGAGGAUAUUAAACAGAAAGUGAAUUUUUAAAUGUUAAGUUUGGAUCCUCGAAAAUCCUCUGAAGUCUCUUAGUUUGUGUUUUUAUUGUUUCCAAUAAAUCUGAUGUUUCCACCCGA